CCCUCCUCCUGUUACUCACUAUAGCAGGUCAGAUCUCAGUCUACUGCGCCUACUGGAGCUGCUGCUCUGUCUGUGCUGGUGGAUUUUCUGGAUGUCGGUACACUGGAGGACUGCCGUUAACCGGGUCGUCUCGCGCACACACAGACACACACACACACACACGCAUGAGCUGUUAUUGGACCUGAGCUGCUGAUCUGUGAAGUGUAACCGUGGGAGCAUGUCCAACAUGGUGUUCUGCUGUGAGGAGAAGCUUGAGAGACUAACGCAGGAGCAGAUCAUCUCCAAAACAAAGAUGGUGAUCCAGGGCCUGGAGGCACUGAAGAGUGACCACAAUGUCAUGCUGCAGAGUCUGAUGGACAUCAUCAAGUGCUUGAACAAGGAUGAGGAGGCUGGCCUGGUGCAUGAGAAAUCCUCACUGCUGCACAAGUCUGUGGAGAUGAUUGAGUUAGGUCUGGAGGAGGCAAAGGUGCUGACGGCUCUGGCUGCCCACCUGAAUGCAGUGGAAUCAGAGAAACAGAAGCUGCGAGCUCAGGUGCGUCGGCUUGGCCAGGAAAAUAAGUGGCUGUGGGAUGAACUGAGCAACGUGCAGCAGAAACUGCAGAAGUGUGAGCAGAGCUUAGCCCAGGUGGAGGAGGAGAAGAAGCACCUGGAGUUCAUGAACCAGCUCAAGAAGUAUGACCAGGAAGCCUUGCCAGAGGACGGGGAAAACGAGGAGAUAGCAAAAGACGUUCUGGAUGAGUUGUUCCCUAACGAUGAAGAGUCAAGUCAACCAGGAACAACGCGCCAAGCAAGCAGUGCGGCAAUUGCAGCAGCCCAGAAGGGGGGCUAUGAGGUCCCUGACCGCCUCAGAACCCUCCAUAACCUGGUGAUACAAUAUGCCAACCAAGGCCGCUAUGAAGUGGCAGUGCCACUGUGUAAACAGGCUCUGGAGGACCUGGAGAGGACUCUGGGCCAUGAUCACCCCGACGUAGCUACCAUGAUCAACAUCCUCGCUCUUGUAUACAGGGACCAGAGUAAUUUCAAAGAAGCGUCCCGUCUCCUGUAUGAUGCUGUGACUAUCAGAGAGAGGACUCUGGGUGAGGAACAUCCCUCGGUGGCUGCUACGCUGAAUAAUCUUGCAGUGCUGCAUGGGAAGAUGGGGAAGUACGUGGAGGCCGAGCCGCUGUGUAAAAGAGCUCUGGAGCUGAGGGAGAAGGUCCUGGGCAGAGAUCACCCAGAUGUGGCCAAGCAGUUGAAUAACAUGGCACUGGUUUGUCAGAACCAGGGCAAGUAUGAUGAGGUGGAGUAUUACUACUGCAGAGCCCUCGACAUAUAUGAGAAGAACCUGGGUCAGGAUGACCCCAAUGUCGCCAAAACAAAGAACAAUCUGGCCUCAUGCUAUCUGAAACAGGGUAAAUAUAAGGAGGCUGAGAUCCUGUACAAAGAGAUUCUUACACAAGCUCACAAGAAGGAAUUUGGGACAGUAGAUGCUGAAACCAAACCUGUCUGGAUGUACGCUGAGGAGGGCAGAGGCACGACUGCGGGUAACAACAUUCAUUAUGCAGAAUAUAGAGGCUGCCAGGUGACCAGCCCUAUACUAAACAGUGCCAUGAGGAGUCUCGGAGCUCUGUAUCGACAUCAAGGCAAAAAUGAAGCGGCAGAAAUUAUGGAGGAGUACGCCAUGAGAACACGCAAACAGGGAGCCACAGUGGAGCCUCUGAAGGACGCCGGCCGGAAGAGAAGCUCUUCUCAUUACAGCGUUAAGUAUGAAUCUGGAGAUGAUGGAAAUGUGGAGUGGAGUGGGGAUGGCAUUUUGAAAAGAACUGGUUCUCUGGGUAAAAUGCGAGAGGUGCUGCGCAGGAGCAGUGAGAUGCUGGUGAAGAAACUGCAGGAAACAAUACUGCAAGAUUCCCCUAACCCUAACUUGAAGAGAGCAGCCUCACUGAAUUACCUGAACAGGACAGGAGAUGAGUAUGAGGGUGGGAGAGGAGGCAGGAGGCUGAGAGACAGUCGAGCCCUGAGCUCCAGCACUGUGGAGCUAUACGACAGCACUGGAAAAUAGAAUACACACACACACACACAUAUUCACUUGCCUGCACACAAAUUCUUUUCUUUUACCUUGAUGCAAACAUUUAUAUUUCUAGCUCAUGUACCAUAUCCUGUACAAGUGAGUGAAAUUCUUCCACUCGUUGGUUGUUUUUCUGUACAGUAAACUUGAAAUCAUGUUUGAAUUUUAAAACCAGUGAUUACUGUUAUUAAUAACUAAGGAAUGUGCCUAUACAAUAUUUUUAUAUGAAAUGUGCAGUGUGAUUUAUUUGAUGAAAACGGCUAUUAUUUUUGAUUCUCCAUGCGCCUUUUGAAUGUUCACACCUCUCAGGGAAAUCUAACUCUCCCAAAAAAAAAAAAAAAGGGCAGUGAUGACUAAACGAAGGUCAAGUACCUAAAACUGUCUUGUUUGUUUGUUUUAUUUCACAGCUGUGUGCACUGUACUGCACAGCUGGGUUGUUGUUCAUGCUGUUGAAGGCAAUCAUUUGCAGUAGCAUUGGGCGACACUUAUAAUAGCCUUUCGUUCUACAGAAAAAGAAGUAAGGAAGAUUAUACCUAAAAAUAGGUGUGAUCUCACAAAUGUUAGAUGUAAUUUUUUUGUUGGAUUCAUCAUGGAAUGUCUUUGCUGAUGCUGCAUGGGCUACUCAGGGUUAAAGAUGACAAAAAUGUUGAUUAUCUGUAUAGUUCAGUCAGUGUCACUAGGAGAGAGGUUUGUAUUAGACUGUAUAGUUGUUGAAGCACUGAGUGCUGCGGAAAUUUCUGUUGAUUUGCUUUCAGACAUUUCAAAGUAAGGCAAAACAUUUCAGUUUUAUUCUGUUUUAUAUCUAUUGUUUUUGUGGACCAUAGAAAGCUGUGAAUUUCAUUAUUUUGUCUUAAAAGGGAAAACAGAAAUCCUGUGGAGUUCAUUUUGUGCCCUGGUCAAAUUCAUGAUGUACAAGCAGAGUAAAUAAGCAAAUAAAUCUUCAGUCUUUACAACA
Molecule: messenger RNA, 3002 nt
Organism: Pangasianodon hypophthalmus (striped catfish)
Lineage: Eukaryota; Metazoa; Chordata; Actinopteri; Siluriformes; Pangasiidae
Product: kinesin light chain 1
Exons: 16
Coding region: 218-2041 (607 amino acids)
Biological process (GO): microtubule-based movement
Cellular component (GO): cytoplasm; kinesin complex; membrane-bounded organelle
Molecular function (GO): kinesin binding
Source: RefSeq, a predicted model, not a curated record